UCCUUUGAUUAGUGCUUUUUUUUUUCUUUUUCUUUUUCAAAUUACAUAACAAUGGAAGAAGCUUUCACUAGGCUCGAUGGUACUAGUUCUACUGGCCUAACCCCAACAAAUCUGUCUACCGAAUCUGACCAACCCCAUAACAAGAAAUACGCCAACGCCAACGCCACCGCCACCGCCACCAACAAGAGGUCCUUGAGAGAAAGCGCCGGAGCUUCUAGCGGCGGAACAAUGCGGUACAGAGGAGUAAGGAGGAGGCCGUGGGGCCGUUAUGCCGCCGAGAUAAGGGACCCCCAGUCGAAGGAGAGGCGUUGGCUUGGGACAUUUGACACGGCUGAGGAGGCUGCUUGUGCAUACGACUGUGCUGCUCGAGCCAUGCGUGGACUCAAGGCAAGGACCAACUUCGUCUACCCUUCUUCGCCGCCACCGCCGCCGCUGUCGUCUGACCACCACCACCACCAUCCUCUCUACACUCCUCCAUUCAACUUCGCCAAACAUUCACAGGCUUCCAUAAAGAGUCAGCUCAUGGGUUGUGGCACCACUGUUCCUCCAAAUCCUCAUCAAUUUCCUUCCAACUGGCCGCGUUUUCCACACUCUUCGAACCCGAAUGUUGACUUUUCUGGAUCAACCGUAGUACCACAGAGAAAUGGUAAUAAUUCCACUAGUUCUACUUCUUCAUCUUCUUCAAUGAACAUGCAAAUGUUUCUUCGAGAUCAUUUCAACUCUUCGUUAAACAAUAAUAUGGUCUCUCCAGCUCAUCAGAGUACUCUAUACAACCAGUUUCCUUACAUGAACAACAACAAUGGGUCGUCUUCGUCUUCAUCUUCAUCUUCGUCAUCUUCUUCCUCUUGUUAUUCAACCCUAACAACCACCUCUUUCUCCGGCUACCCUAUGGUCAAUUCAGAAAUCUCUUCCUCAAUGCCUAAUAAUUGCACCAAAACCACCACUGCCCACCAAGAAGUAUUCGAUCAUGAACCGGAGUCAUUCUUUCCCAAGGAGGAGUCCGAUUCCGGGCUUUUGGAAGAGGUCAUUCAGCGCUUUUUCCCGAAGUCGUCGUCUAAGAAGUCCAACUACACCGACUCACUUCCCAAAUAUCUGGAGUCGAGCACUAACUGUAGCGUUAACCCUCUAAUGAGUUGCGAGAAUAAUAGUACUAUACUGUCUGUGUCUCAAACGACGGGUAUCAAAACUGAUCAAAACAACUUCAUGGGCUGUUAUAGCUCCGAUUACCAAAGCCCCAGCAACAUUAACGUUCCGUUACAACAGCUGGGGUGCUUGAACAACACUGCCGUUGUCUCGUCUCAAACGGUGCCGUUUAAUAAUCAUGAUGCUGCGAUGAACUUCCACCAGUUUGGUCAAGACCAGUCUAUGUUCAUGGAUGACAUUUUCCAGUUUCCAGAGCUUGUUAGUGCCUUCGCUGCUAGGGCGCUACAAAAUGCUUGAGCUUGAUUUUUACAGUACUAUGUAAGCUAGUUUCUAGUUUUAGGGUUUUCGGAUAAACUUUGACAUGUUUGAACUUUCUCUAGUAUAUGGUAUGGAACUCUAUCUUGUUGUUAUCCUCAAGUAUAUUAAUCCAAUUCAAGUUUUCAACCUCCAUUUUAGUAUGUUGCCUUUAAUAUAUAUCAUCUGUUCCUGGACUGAUGUUAUCUUAAAUGUUGUUGAAACUUGUCCCUUUUUAACAGAUAAAAUCGAAUGUCAAUGUUUCUAUUUUGUUCA
Humulus lupulus (European hop) is the source of this 1713-nucleotide messenger RNA. RefSeq lists its product as uncharacterized. Bases 52 to 1440 code for a protein of 462 amino acids. The record is from RefSeq and is a predicted model, not a curated record. The transcript has a single exon. Gene Ontology annotation, biological process: regulation of DNA-templated transcription. NCBI's taxonomy places the organism in Eukaryota, Viridiplantae, Streptophyta, Magnoliopsida, Rosales, Cannabaceae. Gene Ontology annotation, molecular function: DNA binding; DNA-binding transcription factor activity.